AACACACACACACACACACACACACAUGCGCGUGUAGAGCGUGAGUGGACCAGGAGUAUGGCUGUAGCUAAAGAAGACAUUUAUCCUAAAAAGCUUCUGGAGUACAUGGAGGGCUUCAUGGUGUCGAAGACUCUGUUCGUGGCGUGUGAGUUGGGGCUGUUCGAUCACCUGCACGCCUCACAGCGCCCCCUAACUGCAGAGGAAGUAGCGCAGGAGCUGGGAAUGAGUACAGAUGGAACAGAGAGACUUCUAUCAGCUUGUGCUGGACUUCAGCUCCUCAUCACACAUUCUGAUGAGAAAGGACAAGUUGUCUACAGUAACACAGAAAUGUCCACCACGUUUCUGACGAAAUCGAGUCCACGGUCUCUUUAUCACUCGAUUGAGUAUAACUCCAACACCAUAUACCUCUGCUGGUGUUACCUGGCUGAUGCAAUCAGAGAGGGAAGGAAUCAGUAUGAGAAAGCCUUCGGUAUCAGCUCCAAGGACCUGUUCCAAGCUCUUUACAGGUCUGAGGAGGAAUUGGUGAAGUUCAUGCAGCUGAUGAACUCCAUCUGGAACGUCUGUGGCCGAGACGUGAUCACUGCCUUCAACCUUUCUGAGUUCAGGAGCAUCUGCGAUCUUGGAGGCUGCAGUGGAGCUCUGGCCCAGCAGUGUGUGUCCAUUUACCCCACGUGUAAAGUCACUAUCUUUGACCUGCCGAGAGUCGUGAGAGUGUGUCGUGAUCACUUCCUGCCCGAGGAGAACCAGAGAAUAUUAUUCCAUGAAGGAGACUUUUUUAAAGAUGCACUUCCUGAGGCUGAUCUUUACAUCCUGGCAAGGAUUCUGCAUGACUGGACAGAUGAGCGAUGUCUAGAGCUGCUGAACAAAGUUUACCAAGCCUGCAGGCCUGGAGGGGGUGUGUUAGUGAUCGAGUCCCUCCUGUAUGAAGAUAACAGUGGUCCUCUCUCCGCUCAGCUCUACACACUCAACAUGUUGGUUCAGACAGAGGGUCGAGAGCGGAAAGUGUCCGAGUACACACACCUGCUGAACACCGCCGGCUUCUGGGACACACACACACAACUGACGGGGACACACUACCACAGCAUCCUCGCCCGCAAAUAACUACACACACACACACAUAUACACACACACACACACACAAAACACACACACACACACACACACACACACACACAGUAAUACACUAGUUUUAGGCUCAUAUUCUUUAGUGUUCUUUCUUUCCUUUUUUCAUUCUUCUGUCCUGAGUAAUUAAACAUCAUUACUACUGAAUGUUGUGUAUCUGAACAUGUAGCUGAAGAAUUUAUCAGGUGAUUAUGACAUGGCUACAUUUGCGUUUGUGAAAUUUGUUGUGUCAGGGUGGACCUCCUGUCAAUCAUCUCAUAGACACGCCCUGUGGGAGGAGUCUAAACCCCAGCAGGGCUUUUCCAGGAUGAAGUCAUUAAUCCCUGGUGAAGUUUAUUUACAAUAAUGCUGUGUGUAAAGUGUGUAAAUGGUUUUACAUUCAAGUUUCAGUAAAUAAAUCCUUUAUCCUUUA
Molecule: messenger RNA, 1534 nt
Organism: Silurus meridionalis
Lineage: Eukaryota; Metazoa; Chordata; Actinopteri; Siluriformes; Siluridae
Gene: asmt
Product: acetylserotonin O-methyltransferase
Exons: 8
Coding region: 58-1101 (347 amino acids)
Biological process (GO): melatonin biosynthetic process; methylation
Molecular function (GO): acetylserotonin O-methyltransferase activity
Source: RefSeq, a predicted model, not a curated record